Caenorhabditis angaria is the source of this 1979-nucleotide messenger RNA. NCBI's taxonomy places the organism in Eukaryota, Metazoa, Nematoda, Chromadorea, Rhabditida, Rhabditidae. The record is from the annotation of a GenBank genome assembly.
AUGUUUUUAGUUUUGGUGUUUUCUAUAUAUUUUGUGUCUUCAAUUGGUGCAAUUUCCGAUCCGCCAAGUUUAGACAAUGGAGUUGCUGAAUUACCAUUGGUUGAUUGUAUGGAAGAUCGAGUUAAAUUGAAUUUCAAAACUUUGAGACCUUUUCAUGGACGCAUUUUUGUGAAAGGCAUGGUCGAUAAAGUAAGUUGGGGAAUUUCUACAAAAAAAAAUAAAUAAAAAGUUCCAACCGGGGUUCGAACCAUCGAGAAUGAAUGUUAAUGCACUACCCGGCUGCACCAAAAUCUCUGUUUUUCAGCAACAAUGUGUUCGAGAUUUUGUGACAAGCAAUGCAAAAGAUGUGACUUUUGAGCUAGAAAAUGGGGCGUGUAAUAUGAGAAGGCAAAGAAUGGUAAACUUAUUUUUCAAUUUCCCAACUUUAAAUAUUUUUUAUUUUCAGCUCGGCCCAGAAAAACGAGGAAUGGAAAUGUCGAUGACAAUCAUCAUCUCAUUUCACUCCACUUUCAUCACCAAAGUUGAUCGAGCUUAUCGUUGCACAUGUUUCUAUCUGGAAGCGGAUAAAGUUGUGACAAGUCGAUUUGAUGUCAGGUAGGUAUAUUAGAUACAUGAAGAAAUUCUGUAAAACAAGUUCUGUUACAGUAUGCUGCCGACGACUGAUUUAAUCGAUACAGCUCGAAUGCCUUUGUGCACUUAUAGUGUUCAUAGAGAUUCGAUAACUGGGCCGAUUGUUGAAUAUGCAAAAGUUGGAGAUACGGUUUAUCAUGUUUGGAAUUGUGAAAGUGGUACGGUAAUUUGAAAUGAGAUGAAUACGGAACUUUUUAGAAAUAUUUAUGCUUUAGGAGACUAGGAGCUACAGUACUCUCGUAAUUUAAAGGGACAUACAUUAGCAUAGACUAAAAUCUUCUUUUUAAAAGGUGUAAUUUACUACCCAAAAUCUCUGGGCUUCAAAAUUUCCGAGAAAUUUUCCGGUAGAUCAAAACAUUUUUCUCUGAAUCUCUCACUUUUGCGUUGAAUUUCAUGUCAGGUCUCAAAAAAAGCGCGAAAUUUUCUUGGUUGUAAAUUACACGCGUUUUUUUUCACGUGACAGAAAACGAGAGAGUAAAAAUCAGCGUGUACGUGAAGAAGAGACAGGAGACGAAAAAUGGAUAUGAAAAACUCCGCCCACUUUUAAAAAAUUUCUAGUUCACGUGGCCGCUGAAGCGGAAGCUUGCGGUUUACACUCGAUCCGCUCGAGCACAAUCACUACAAAAUUCAAUUUUCAGAUAUGUUCUCGAUGUUGGUUCAUAGUUGUUUUGUCGAUGAUGGAAAUGGUGAUGAAAGAAAACCACUUUUAGAUGAAAAUGGGUCAGUUUAUUACCUAUUUUCCUCCCAACAAUCCAAUUGUUUGUUGUUGUUUUUCCAGUUGCGCAAUUGACCCAUUGAUCCUUCCUGAUCUCACCUACAACAAAGCAAACAAUCAAGCGUAUGCCCAAGUGAAUGUCUUCAAAUUCGCCGACAAAAUCUCCACAUAUUUCCAAUGUGCUGUUAGCACUUGUAUGAACUCCGAAGGAAUGUGCGAUGGAAAAACACCACCAAGAUGUGGACCAACUGGAACCGGAUUCUUUGCACAAAAUAAUAUUGUGGCAAAACGUGCAAAACGAAGUGGUUUGAGAGAAACUCGUGAAUUAUCCAAUAAGACAUCGGUUAAUUGGGUUCAUCUUGCGGAUACAAUGGAUUUGGCUGCACAGAAAAUCACUGUAUUUGAACUCGAGGAUAAAUCAUCAACUUCGACUGAAGAUGACCCGAUUAAUAAUCAUUUUGCCGCAUUUGUUCAUAAGGAAACAGCAAAUCCAUUGAUUUGUUUGAAUCAAUCAAGAAUGACACUUUUGCUAACAAUCACAAUAUUCCUUCUUUCAAUUGUAACAGCUCUAACAUUUUUGAGUCUUCGAAAAACAUCGAAAAAAUGUGAAUUCUCAACUUCUUCAUCUUCAUAA